UUACCAGUACGGUAAGUUAAACCACUGGUGAAAGAAUAAGGUCACCUGAUCUGACAAGAGGUUAAUUGGGGUCACAGUAAACGCCGAAUCGAAAUACUCCAUCAACAACACAGGACGCAAAAUCACUGCCAGGGUCAAUACCUAGUUGCUUUGGGUAAUGGUAGCCUUUCAACCUGCAGACGCCGCACUCAUAUCAGAAGAUUAACAUGAAGGCUACCCACCAUUGCAACGUGUUCAAUAUUUUAACUUUCAUGGUUUUACUGAAGUCUGCAGCUUUAACCCGAGAAGAGAAUCCUGGGGAAAGGCCCUCGUCUCUUCUCAAUGUUGUUUUAUCUGAACAGAUGAAUCAACCGCAAAGAACUAUGAUCAAGAGACAGGCGAAUGAUCCAAAUCUGCAGUACAUGAUGAGUCUGUAUUCCAGAGCAGCCGACCUGGACGGGAGGCCCAGGGAGAACAGAACAGUGGGAGCAAACACGGUGAGACUGGUCAAAUCAUCCACAAAAGAUACGCGCUACAGAGCAGGUACAGAUCCCUGGUGUAUGCAUACUGUUGAAUACAAGCUGAAAAUCCUUCCAACAGAGAAACUGGUGAAGGCAGCCAUUGUCCAUUCCCGACCACAGUCUCCUCUACACCGCCAGGUUACCUACCAGCUCAAGUUACUGUCUGAAGAGCCGCCAUUUAAGGACAAGCCUACCACAGAUCAGAAAGAUGGAUGGGUCAUCUCUUUCAAGCCAGAAGACAAGUGGGUGGAGACAGACAUCACCUCCCACAUAGCUGUGCCUGGUGACUCUCUUGGGGGAAGACUGUCUCUGUGUAUACAGUACUCUUGUACCGAAGCGGGAGGAACGAGACGCGCAUCCAGGGUUGAGAAGAAGCCCCGAACAGCUUGCCUGCAGGUUCCGGCCUUGCUGCUUUACCUUAACGAUAGUCAAAAGACUAAUGGGCAGAGUCUCUCCAGCAACCAGAAGGAGGUGCUUCACCAAGAGAAUGAUCACCUGCUCUCCAGGAGAACCAGACAGCUGAGCAACAUUGGCUUGGACAUCCCCAAUUACAUGCACAAGAACAACAUAAGGAGGAAUGAAUGCAAGCUCCAUAUGUUCAGGGUGAGCUUUCACCAGUUAGGGUGGGAACACUGGAUCAUAGCCCCCCACAACUACAACCCGAAGUACUGCAAGGGUGACUGCCCCCGGAUCCUCCAGUAUGGUUACAACUCUCCCAACCACGCCAUCGUCCAGAACUUUAUAAACGAACUGGUAGACAGUGGUGUCCCCAGGCCCUCCUGUGUCCCCUAUAAGUACAAGCCCAUCAGUGUGCUGAUGAUGGAGCAGAAUGGCAGCAUUGUCUACAAAGAGUAUGAAGACAUGAUUGCAGAGUCCUGCACUUGCAGAUAAUGGGACACUAAGAAUGAAGGCUAAAACUAUGAUUCUUCAAAAUGGCAUCCCCCUUCCCUUUCCUUCUCCGCUCACAGUGAAAUCUGUCUUUUUAAACAAUGUUAUCAGCACUUGAAUCCUUUACAUUGUUUCCCCAAGUUUGUCGUGUUUAGACCUGCACUCAACUGUAGCCAUACUUGUGCUAUAGCCGUGCUGCAGGUACAGUGGCUGACUGUUUUUGCUGUAAUCCAGGCCUAAACAAUGCUUGCAUUUAUGAAGGAGACCAUUCUUAAUCAUUUUUAAUUAAUCCUCAAGUGUUGAGGGGGAAUC
This is a messenger RNA of Polyodon spathula (Mississippi paddlefish), 1700 nucleotides long. Its product is annotated as bone morphogenetic protein 15-like. The coding region runs from base 207 to 1391 and encodes 394 amino acids. Gene Ontology annotation, molecular function: cytokine activity; growth factor activity. Gene Ontology annotation, cellular component: extracellular region. The transcript is spliced from 2 exons. NCBI's taxonomy places the organism in Eukaryota, Metazoa, Chordata, Actinopteri, Acipenseriformes, Polyodontidae. The record is from RefSeq and is a predicted model, not a curated record. Gene Ontology annotation, biological process: BMP signaling pathway; SMAD protein signal transduction.